AUGGCGCUUUUAAUUAAUGAAAAUUUUGGUGAUCGGUUCAUCCGGUCAAGAGAAGAAUUAUCCAUGAUGAUGUUUCACAUCAAUAACAAGGAUACAAAAGAAGAUUUAAUCGCCACAAAUGAAGAUUUAAAGGGCAAAGAAUAUUUCAAUCAUGGUUUAGCCCUAACUUUAGGCUUAAAGAUUCCGAAACAAACAUAUUUUCAAACCACCAUAGAAAAUUGGCCGGUUAAAUCGCGAAAGAGACCGUUUAUGAAGGAGCCGAUUUUAAUUCGGAAUGUAAUCGAUGAUGUGAAAUUAGAAUUGUGCGAUUGGAACCAAUACAAUGUUAUGGCUGGGAUUUAUAAGAGGCGUACCUUAGUUUAUUGGAUUCCGCAAACCACGGAAUGUUAUUCAGUGGAAAGUUGUUCCGUUGAUAUUGAUUGUAGGCUAACUCGGAGAGUCAAAUUCAAUUUAACCGGGAAUUUGUUAGCGAUAGCUAAAAAAAAAGGGGGAUUCUUCUUAAGUAUCACUAAUAAUAAAUAUAUGGAUGCGGAAAUAAUUGAUAUAAAAGAAGUUACCCCCACAAAUGUAAUAACCAGCUUUGAAUGGUCCAAAAAGAAUGUUUUAUACGCCGGAUGUUCUGAUGGAAAAAUUUUCGAAUACCACAUCACAAAUUUAUCAUUAAAAGUAACGCAAGUUUACAUUCCCAACGUUAAAGAAAAAAAACGAAUCCUUUCCAUAAAACUAUCCUGCAAAGAGAAUUAUUUGGCUACAUCCUCGAUGGAUAAGUAUUUUACCGUGUUCUCCAUGGAUUAUUUUAAUGUAUUAUUACGUGCAAAGUUGCCUUUACCCAUAAAGUGUCUCGCUUGGCAUCCUUGGAGAGAAUGUUUAAUCGCAACCCAAUCGGAUCGUCAAAACGGAACGUUGAAAUUAUGGAAUAUUUGUAACCCAAAAGAUACCAUCGAACAUAAAUUGGAUGAAACUAACUCAAAAUGCAUCGAUUAUUUAACAUUUAAUAAAUUAUCUGGAGAAUUAGUUAUGAGUUAUUACAACACAACGAAUCAAAUUUGUUAUAUAAAAGUGUUGAGUUCGUUUCAUAAAUCAACUGAGCACAUAGAAUGGAACGUUGGUCGAAUCCCCGUGCUUUUUUGGAGCGGAGAUAAUAAAGUUUUAUUUGUUGGUAGCGCUGGAAGCGCUUAUUCCCUUUGGAACUUUUUCGAAGAUCCCCCAAGUCGUGUUAAACACGAUUUCAACGAUAAUAACUUACCUGCAAUAAGAUAA
Molecule: messenger RNA, 1260 nt
Organism: Onthophagus taurus
Lineage: Eukaryota; Metazoa; Arthropoda; Insecta; Coleoptera; Scarabaeidae
Source: RefSeq, a predicted model, not a curated record